AUGACGCCCCCCUCACUUGUACACCCCACACCUGCUGAACCGCCGACACCAGGUAAUACCUGGGUACCUGUACCUAGCCUCACAACCAUCCACAUGCGCCUCUGCCCGUCAUUUGACUGCCUGGCUGCCAGUCCAUCUUCUUCAAUCUCUCCACCAGCCGACUCUCACCGCCAAAACACACGCAGCCGCCGUCGCAGCCACGUCUAUUCACUACCACCGCCUUCCGGCUUUGCGCAAAGCUCUCGUCGCCAGGGGCCGUCCGUGAUGGCGAGCCCGGCGCUCAACUUCAUCACCUUCAAUCAGGACCACAGCUGUCUUGCUGUUGGCACCUCGAAAGGCUUCCGGAUCUACCACACCGACCCAUUUUCCCGCAUCUUCACGAGCGACGAUGGCAAUAUUUCGAUUAUCGAGAUGCUUUUCUCUACCUCUCUCGUUGCUUUAAUUUUGUCUCCCCGCCACCUUGUUAUACAAAAUACAAAGAGAGCUUCGGUAAUAUGCGAGCUCACAUUUCCUUCUGCCGUUCUGGCAGUGCGCCUCAACCGCAAGCGCCUAGCCGUCGUACUUGAAGAAGAAAUUUAUCUAUAUGAUAUUAGCAACAUGAGCCUCAUCUACACUAUACCCACAUCCCCCAACCCCUCGGCCAUCUGCGCAUUGUCGCCCUCGUCCGAAAAUUGCUUCGUCGCAUAUCCGCUGCCAAAGCCACGAGAAGAUGCCGAUGCCAGAAGGCCUGCUCAUGCGCCACCGCAAUCGACUUAUGUAACUCCGACUGUGGGUGACGUUCUGGUUUUCGAUACCCUCACUCUGAAAGCGGUCAAUGUAAUCGAGGCACAUCGCUCGCCAUUGUGCAGUAUAUGCCUGAACAACGACGGAACACUACUUGCGACGGCUAGCGAGACUGGCACAAUUAUUCGAGUGUUCUCUGUUCCCCGUGGACAGAAACUGUAUCAGUUCCGUCGCGGAACUUAUCCAUCAACCAUAUACAGCAUGUCCUUUAACUUGAGCUCGACGCUUCUCUGCGUUUCUUCCACUUCCGAUACCGUUCAUAUUUUCCGUCUGGGAGCACCGCCAGGGCACAGUACCCCAGGUGGUGCACCGAUUGAGCCUCCAGGGUCUCCUAGGCAAGAUCGCUGGUCGCGUGGCCGACACCAGGACGAGGGAGGCUCCCCAGGCGACAGCGCCGCCGAAUCGCCUAGAAGUGAGGUAGCAGAGCUUACAAACAGCCCCGUCAAAGUCGCCAAUCGCAGGCAGAGUGGCUCCUUUAGCAAUAUGCUGCGUCGUUCAUCCCAAAUCAUGGGGCGAGGCGUCGCAGGCGUGGUGGGCUCUUAUCUCCCACAAUCAGUCACCGAGAUGUGGGAGCCCAUCAGAGAUUUUGCAUUCAUCAAGAUUCCCAAAUCAACAGGUUCACCCAAUACUUCGCGCUACGCUGGCGGCUCGCCUGCGGGCCCUCUGCGCAGCGUUGUCGCCAUGAGCAGUAGUAGCCCUCAGGUCAUGGUAGUGACCAGCGACGGCGGGCUUUACGUCUACAACAUCGACAUGGAAAAUGGCGGUGAGGGUUAUCUCGUUAAGCAAUUUUCGUAA
Molecule: messenger RNA, 1578 nt
Organism: Cordyceps militaris CM01
Lineage: Eukaryota; Fungi; Ascomycota; Sordariomycetes; Hypocreales; Cordycipitaceae
Product: protein-vacuolar targeting protein Atg18
Exons: 4
Coding region: 1-1578 (525 amino acids)
Biological process (GO): autophagy of mitochondrion; nucleophagy; protein localization to phagophore assembly site
Cellular component (GO): cytosol; extrinsic component of membrane; fungal-type vacuole membrane
Molecular function (GO): protein binding; phosphatidylinositol-3-phosphate binding; phosphatidylinositol-3,5-bisphosphate binding
Source: RefSeq, a predicted model, not a curated record